AUGGCUGAGGCAGACACGCCCGAGCCAGUCUCGAUUUCUCCCCUCUUGAAACGCCUUGCCUACCCCGCUACCGCCGAAAUCCAAGUGUCCGCCGAGGAGAUUGCAGCUGCAUUCGCUCUCAUUUUCGAGAAUCGUCUCUCUGUCAUUCAGACGGCUGCUCUAUUGACGCUGUUACACUCCACUGGCAAGGACCGGGACUCGAAAGUAAUCGCAUUAUGUUCACAUCGCAUGCGAGAAGCUGCAAGCACCGUUGACAGGGCGCAAUUGCGGGCUGCGGUCAAGUCUCGAGGGAGAUCAGAAGGACGUUACCAUGGAGGACUUUGUGAUAUUGUCGGAACCGGUGGAGAUUCACAUUCAACAUUCAACGUCUCUACGACGUCGUCAAUCAUCGCCUCGGCGCUCUUGAUGGUGGCAAAGCAUGGAAAUCGCUCGCAAACUUCGUUUUCAGGGUCGGCAGACGUCCUGAAUUGUGUUGUCCCGGUGCCGCCAAAGAUUUCCGCCGUCAAGGCAAGUGAUAUUGCAAGGGUAUACGAGAAAACGAAUUAUCUCUUCCUUUUCGCCCCUAAUUUCCACCAAGGUAUGAAGUACGCAGACAGCGUCCGCAGAGGACUCGGAAUCCGUACGAUAUUCAACCUGAUGGGGCCCCUAGCCAACCCAGUCGAUUGGGCACUGGAAGCUCGUGUCGUUGGAGUUGCCUAUCAAAGUCUCGGCCCAGUUUUUAUCGAGGCCUUGAGGCUAGGAGGUUCAAGGAAAGCCCUUGUCGUCUGUGGGGAGGAAGACAUGGACGAAAUAAGCUGUGCAGGCCCGACAAAUUGCUGGAGACUUGCCGAGGACCCGGAAUCAACAUCGGCCGCACACGCAGACGAAGACGACGACGACGACGACGACGAAGACGACUAUUUCAAGAAAAAGCCGCUCGCCAAGUUCGACACAUUUCAGCUACACCCUUCCGACUUUGGCUUCCCUACUCAUCCAAUCGAAGAAGUCUACACAAAGAAAAUGCCCAAGGAGAACGCUGCGAAGCUGAUGAGUAUUCUUCGCAAUGAGCUAAGUCCCGACGAACCCCUGAUGCAUUUCGUGCUCAUAAAUACCGCCGCCCUACUGGUAACCUCUGGUGUAUGUGAAUCCGACACUAGUAACAUGGGCCCCGGAGACGAUGGGAAAGUGAUCACAGAGCGCGGACCCGGUGGAGGGCGCUGGAAAGAGGGUGUCCGACGAGCGAGGUGGGCAAUCGAAAAUGGACAAUCUUUGAAAGUCUUUGAGCAGUUUAUUGAAGCCACGAAUAAUCUAUGA
This is a messenger RNA of Talaromyces rugulosus, 1293 nucleotides long. RefSeq lists its product as uncharacterized. The transcript has 2 exons. The record is from RefSeq and is a predicted model, not a curated record. Gene Ontology annotation, cellular component: cytosol. Lineage: Eukaryota; Fungi; Ascomycota; Eurotiomycetes; Eurotiales; Trichocomaceae. The coding region runs from base 1 to 1293 and encodes 430 amino acids. Gene Ontology annotation, biological process: L-tryptophan biosynthetic process. Gene Ontology annotation, molecular function: anthranilate phosphoribosyltransferase activity.